CUGAGCUAUGGAUUCCAGGUGUCUUAAAUAUAGGCAGUAUGCUGAUAAAGCCCUUCUUUUGAUCUGGCCCCAAGUGAUUUGCCAAAGGUCUCCCAGGAAUGUCCAAGACUGGGAAAGGAUUGAACCUGAGCUUCCCAAGCCCCGGCUACUGCCCUAGUCACUGGACCUUUCCAAACCUAAGAGUUUAUAUCAGUGAUAAAAAACAGGUCAUGGAAAGAUAAGUGACAGUUCAGACACUUAAUGGCAGACAGAAUGAGGUAUGUUGUGGCAACAGUACAAUUAUGAUAUCAGCAGAGUAUGGAAUCGCAUGACAUCAUUAUGGUUGUUUGGAGAAUGAAUUUGAUUUGGGUUUGAAUAGCAUGCAUCUCUCUGAUUUGAACAGGGGCAGCUGGUGUUGAGUUAUCUGCAUAGGGGACUUGCACAGAGUAGGCUACUACGUGUGACACCAAUGUCUACCUUAUUGUCCUCCUCUACUCUUGUACCCGAGCCAGCUAUGUCUUUGCAGGACAGUGAUGGAGAUACUUUGACAUCAUCAGAUGUCUCCCACUUUGAGACAGAAUCUCUGCAAAUUAAGGACCAGGAAACCCAAGCUGAUGUGGAGCAGCUCAGUAAUCUGGAGAGCUCAGAGUAUUCCUCCCAAGUAGCGGGGGCAGAGUUAAGAGAAAUGCAGACAGGCUUUGAACUUACUGUGCAGAUAUCCCCACUCAAAGACAACAAGAAGCAGCAAGAGCAUGUGACGAUGGAUCUCCCCAGAUAUAACCCAGCAUUGUCACAUAUACUAGAUGAUGUGACAAAGAGCCUGGAUGGUAAGAGCCAUGCAGUACAUUUGGAGCCCAGGGCAAAGAGAGAAGGUGAUACUUUGCAGCCAGAAGCAUUCAGCAGUGAGGAUGAGAUGAACAAUCUGGAGGAGCUGGAACAGCCGUGCACGGGGCAGGUCACGGCAGUUGAUCUUGAUUUGGAGAAGAUCAGGUGGAACUCUGCAAUGACCAGGCUGAAGUACGAAUAUGAAGAUAAUGAAAAGCAAAGGCAGCAUGAGGAGAAAAUGGAGCAGAUACAGCAGCAGACAGCACAGAGAUCAUUUAUUCAAGGACUCCAUGACCUACCCCGGCUGCAGAACCAGCAUGCCUUGUUUUUAUACUGCUUCAUCUUUAUACAUGUCAUUUACACAGUGAGGGAGCUGGCUUUCUAUUUCAUUAUGAGGCAUUACAGCUUCUGCUUUGCCAUUGUGCUCUAUUUCUUUUUCAAGAAGAUUUUUCUGGAUUACGUAAAUAAGAAAAAAUGUUCCUAAAGCAACAGCACAUUCUCUACAGCUAAAGAUGCUGAUCUAUCCCCAUUUCUUUUUACUUUUUUUGCUUUGCAGCUCCGCUGUUCUUUCCUAACUACACUGAGUAUUUCCACUAUUGUUAUAUGAAAAAGGAUGUAACUUGUGCAAGUGUAACCUAUUCUCUUUCAAAAGUUGUUGCUGAAUAUCAUACAUUCCUUGCUCUCUUGUUAACAUAUUCAGCGUGAUUCUGUCACAUUCACCAAUACUAA
Gavialis gangeticus (Gharial) is the source of this 1533-nucleotide messenger RNA. RefSeq lists its product as uncharacterized. The transcript has 4 exons. Bases 449 to 1288 code for a protein of 279 amino acids. The record is from RefSeq and is a predicted model, not a curated record. NCBI's taxonomy places the organism in Eukaryota, Metazoa, Chordata, Crocodylia, Gavialidae. Gene Ontology annotation, cellular component: endoplasmic reticulum.